AUGUCGACUAUCACUUCAAUUUCCCAGUUGGAUCAAUAUUCUCAAGCAAUUUUGGAUCGUCUGAAACUGGAGGCUGAAAGAAGACCGAUAAGAGUGCUCCUGCUCGCCCCCAUUUGGGAUGAUCUCAUCUCCAACACCAUUGGCGAGUCAGCAGGAGAACAGUUACGGUUCCAAGUGGAGCCCGUUCUCUCAACCAUAAAAGGUCUGACACGGAAACAGCGAUGCAUAAUUUGCUUCAUUGGUGGCUGCAGAGUCAAUAUGGAACGACUCUUGGCAGCUUGUGAAUUUGAGGCGAGUGUAGACUCCAAGCACCGUCUCACAGGAAUUACGUUCGACGUGGUCAGAUACACUGGCACCCACUCAAGGGAGUCCAAGUUCAUGAACCCAUUGCAAAGACAGAAGAAAGAGGCGGAGGGAGCGGCGAGAGCAGCGAGGAAGGAGAGAGUGGAUCAGAUGAGAGAUGUGCUCGCCGCCACUUUUUUUGAUCUACUCGCAUUAACCUUUCUACUAACCCAAUAA
Caenorhabditis remanei is the source of this 519-nucleotide messenger RNA. RefSeq lists its product as uncharacterized. The coding region runs from base 1 to 519 and encodes 172 amino acids. The record is from RefSeq and is a predicted model, not a curated record. The transcript is spliced from 4 exons. NCBI's taxonomy places the organism in Eukaryota, Metazoa, Nematoda, Chromadorea, Rhabditida, Rhabditidae.